Messenger RNA from Coniophora puteana RWD-64-598 SS2, 2648 nucleotides. Its product is annotated as HSP70-domain-containing protein. The record is from RefSeq and is a predicted model, not a curated record. Gene Ontology annotation, molecular function: ATP-dependent protein folding chaperone; ATP binding. Gene Ontology annotation, biological process: protein folding. The transcript is spliced from 5 exons. Bases 100 to 2499 code for a protein of 799 amino acids. NCBI's taxonomy places the organism in Eukaryota, Fungi, Basidiomycota, Agaricomycetes, Boletales, Coniophoraceae. Gene Ontology annotation, cellular component: cytosol; nucleus.
CCCUCCACUCCCCAUCCCCCUCCGCCCUCCAACUCUUCAACGACCCGUAGAGGUCUCCACAAAUCCCUCUCUUGCUCACAAAAUCUACAUUCCGGAACAAUGGCUGUCGUCGGUAUUGAUUUCGGUACCCUCCAUAGCAAGAUCGGUGUCGCAAGGAAUCGUGGUAUCGACAUCAUCGUCAACGAGGUCUCCAAUCGUGCAACUCCAUCUCUCGUUGCCUUCGGCCCAAAACAACGUUCCAUCGGUGAGGCCGCAAAGACCCAGGAGACCUCCAACUUCAAAAACACCAUUGGCUGCCUCAAGCGUCUGAUCGGCCGUACGCUCGCAGACCCCGAGAUUCAGGAGGAAAAGAAGUUCUUGCACGCCAACCUUGUAGAUGUCAAUGGCACCGUCGGCGCGGAGGUCACCUACGUCGGCGAGAAGCAGAUAUUCUCCGCAACUCAGCUUGUCGCCAUGUAUCUCGGCAAGAUACGAGACAUCACCUCCAACGAGCUCAAAGUCCCCGUCACCGACCUCGCCAUCGCCGUCCCUGGCUGGUACACCGACAUCCAGCGCCGAGCACUCCUCGAUGCCGCUUCGAUCGCCGGUCUCAACGCCCUUCGCCUUAUCAACGACACCACUGCUGUCGCUCUCGGUUACGGUAUCACCAAAUCCGACCUCCCUGAGCCCGAGAACCCACGGCACGUCAUGUUCGUCGACGUUGGUCACUCCUCCAUGUCCGUAGCCGUCGUCGCCUUCUCCAAGGGUCAACUCACCGUCAAGAGCACGGCCUACGAUCGCCAUAUUGGUGGUCGUUACAUCGACUACACCCUCCUCAAGCAUUUCGCAGAGGAGUUCAAGACCAAGUACAAGAUCGACGUCAUGUCGAGCCCCAAGGCCCAGUUCCGUCUGGCUGCCGGUUGCGAGCGUCUCAAGAAGGUCCUGUCUGCCAACUCGGAGGCUCCUCUCAACGUCGAGUCUAUAAUGAACGACGUUGACGCGUCGUCGAGGCUUACUCGUGAAGAGUACGAAGCCCUCCUUUCUGAUCUCUUAAACCGCAUCGCCGUCCCUCUUGAGCAGGCGCUUAAGGAGUCUGGUCUCACCAUCGAGCAGAUCGAUACUGUUGAGCUCGUCGGUGGUUCUACCCGUGUCCCUGCUGUUCGCCAGCGCAUCCAGGCUGCCCUCGGCGGCAAGACCCUCUCUACCACACUCAACCAGGACGAGGCCAUCGCUCGCGGCACUACCUUCGCCUGUGCUUUCCUGUCCCCCACCUUCCGUGUCCGCGAGUUCACCAUCCAUGAUAUCACCCACUACCCCAUCAAGGUCAACUGGGAGUCCUCGGCGUCGGACCCUGACGAUGACACCGAGCUCCUCGUUUUCCCCCGCGGCAACGGCAUCCCUUCGACCAAGGUCCUCACCUUCUACCGCAAGGGUCCCUUCGACAUCGAGGCGCAGUACGCGGAGCCUGAGGGUCUGCCCGGCGGUAUCAACCCGUGGCUCGCCAAAUUCACCGCGAAGAGCGUCCCACCUGACCCCAACGGCGACCUCACGUGCGUCAAGCUAAAGACGCGUCUGAACCUCCACGGUAUCAUGUCGUUCGAGAGCGCGUAUGUCGAGGAGGUCGAGGAGCGUGAGGAGGCGAUGCCUGUCGAUGGGGAUGACAAGGCGACGCCCAAGAAGAAGAAAGUCGUGCGCAAGAAGGAGAUUCCGUUCGUCGCCUACCACUCUUCCCUUGAUUCAAGCCUGGUCGAGAAGUUCAAAGAGCAGGAGGCGCAGAUGUACGCUAACGAUAAGCUUGUCAUGGAUACCGAGGACCGCAAAAACGCUCUCGAGGAAUACGUCUACGACAUGCGUGGCAAGCUCGACAACCGCUACGCUUCCUAUGUCCAGCCACAAGAAAAGGAGCAGCUUCUCUCCAUGCUCCAGGAGGCAGAGGACUGGCUCUACAGCGAGGAGGGCGAGGAUGCCACCAAGUCGGCGUACGUCGCCAAGCUCGAUGGUCUCAAGAAGAUCGGCGACCCAAUCGUCUUCCGGUGGCGCGAAGCCAAUGAGCGUGCCGGUGCGAUCUCACAACUCCGCUCCACGCUCAACGACUACAUGGCGCAAGCCACAUCGGGCGACGAGCGGUACUCACACAUCGACGAUAAGGACAAGCAGGCGGUCAUCGAACGUUGUGCCAACACUCUCAAGUGGCUCGAUGACCAGGUUGCGCGGCAGUCGGAGCGGCCGAAGAACGUGGACCCUGUCCUCACGAGCGCAGACAUCGUCAAGAAGAAGGACGAGAUCAUCUACUUCGCCAUUCCUAUCCUCACCAAGCCGAAGCCGAAGCCGGUCGUGACGCCUAGCGCGAACACGCCCAGCGGUCCCGGAACGCAGACUCCCCAGGGAGACGCACAGAGCGGGACUCGGACGCCCCAGGGCGGUGCACAGAGUGGGAAGCAGACGCCUGACCCUGCUGCGGGUGGCGAGGCACCCAAGGCAGAGGAGCCGCAGGGUCCUUCGGGGAUGGAUGUCGAUUAGAUGCGACUGUCUGGACGGUUACGUACGACGGUCGAGUAAUGGAUAUGGCAGUUUUCAAGCUGGGGUGUUACGAUUAGAUGCAUGAAGUGUAGAUCCGCAUACUUACUAUUGCAAUAUUGUUUCUUUCAUGACUUUCAAGUCGUGUUUUG